Gambusia affinis (western mosquitofish) is the source of this 1711-nucleotide messenger RNA. RefSeq names its product ciliogenesis-associated TTC17-interacting protein-like. The transcript has 4 exons. NCBI's taxonomy places the organism in Eukaryota, Metazoa, Chordata, Actinopteri, Cyprinodontiformes, Poeciliidae. The record is from RefSeq and is a predicted model, not a curated record. The coding region runs from base 7 to 495 and encodes 162 amino acids. Gene Ontology annotation, biological process: actin filament polymerization; cilium organization.
ACUGUGAUGUUUUGUUGCGUUUUGGUGCGCAAUCAGAGUGAGCUGGACGUGAAGAAAAUACAGGUUCACGGUGAGAUCGUAGAGGUGUUUGGGCUUGAGAGGAUGGUUGGUUCCGCUGAUGCCGACCAUUCCACGUGGCACUGCUACUUCCUUGAUAACGGUCACUUGGCCAGCAGAAAACAGGUGGGAUCUCCAGUCACAAUGAAGGUUAUACAGGAGCUUUCAAAGAAAGGCAGAGGUCAUAUAAAGAUCCCGCUGGCCUGGCAGGAAGACAUGCAGUUGUACUCUCUGUAUUUGGAUAAAAAGGACUUUCUGAAGGUAGAACACAAUUCAUACCUGAGGCAGCACCCAGAGCUCCGAGCCCUCCUGUCCGAUUUCAUACAGGACUUGCUGAUUGUGAAACCGGACAACAUCUUCCAGUUUGCUCGCGAAUACUUCCCUCCUUAUUCCACCUACCAUUCCCCGGAGUCUAACCUGAAAACCCCCUCACCAUGACGCACUUCAGCAGGAACAUCGCCCACACCUAAGAACAUUACUUUCUUGCUCGACGCCUGCCAAUGCUUUUAUGUACUUCAUUGUAAUUUUUAAGUGGUUUACCUUAUUUAUUCAUGCCAUGUUGCAUAUUUAAUGUAGAAUUUAAGGUAUGAAGGAAAACUUUAAAAUUGUAGACUUGGUAAUCUAGAGGAUCUAAAUGAAGUGAUUUGUUUUAAAUAGAACUGAGUUCUUCUGAGUUCAUGAGUUCUGGGUUAACUAUACGGAGGAAGUUUCUCCAUACCAAUAGAAUAGACUAUUCUAUGGAGUAUUCUGGAUUAUUCUGACUUGGUUUUUUUGCUGUAAAAAUGAGUCAGCUAUGUUGUGCAUGACAUGUUUUCCUAGGGAACAUGAAUUUUCUGAAUAAAUUGACAUGCACCUAAUCUGAAUACAUUUUUCAUCGACAAAGUAAUCAUUAUUUUUCAUACAAGUGAUGUGACCUUUGAGACGAAACGCAAACAACACAUCCGAAUAAAAAUAAAGCAGUACAACUGAUAUGAAAUACUGGGCAUUUAAAAUGCACUUAAGAUGACGUCUGUUCAUUUCUAAAACUAAACUAAACCGCAUGUUAAAAUACAGUUUUUAGAGUAAAAAAUUCUACUGUAUUUGAGACAUUUUGUCAAAGUACUUUCUAAAUUGCAGAAUAUAAAACCCUUAAUUGUGAAAGCACAAUGUCUAAUCUAUUUUAGACGGCAUAUAUGCAUAUCUAUGAAUAGUCCAAUUAGAUAUUCAUACUCCAGGCAGAUUUUAAUCUAAAAUUAUUUUUCAUUCAAGAGGUUGUUGUGUAAGACAGGGAAUGUCAUUGGCAUCUAACAAAAGAUGAGACAAUGUGCAGAGGGUAUUGCUUUUAAAAAUAUUUCUGUUUAUUUCCUUUUUAAUAAAAAAUUGCUUGUCAAAAAUAAUUUAUGCUCUACUCGGUUGUUAUUGAGUAUUAUUGGCAUAACAGCAAUCAAAUCCUUCCUGCAAUUGUUGACCAACGUUUUGGAUGUUACCACUGGCAUUAUGAAAUGUUGUCUUUGGUGAUGAGGUCCAAGUCUUUUACUUUGAAAUGCUUCUUUUCUGUCACCCUGGUCUUUAUGUCUCCUCACAGAAUCUCCCUGAGAUUCAAGGCAAGAGUCAGACUGGUACACUAUUAAUCCCAGUCAAAAGCUUUAAUCACAAUAAAAUGAUUUUUAUGCUG